Anoplophora glabripennis (Asian longhorned beetle) is the source of this 913-nucleotide messenger RNA. Its product is annotated as protein FAM161B-like. The annotation marks the transcript as partial. NCBI's taxonomy places the organism in Eukaryota, Metazoa, Arthropoda, Insecta, Coleoptera, Cerambycidae. The record is from RefSeq and is a predicted model, not a curated record. The transcript is spliced from 4 exons. Gene Ontology annotation, cellular component: cilium. Gene Ontology annotation, biological process: cilium organization.
AGCUAUUCAGAAAAAAAUAAGAGCAGAAGAAAUGCUAAAAGCAGCUUCAUUGCCCCCUUCUAUGGCGAAGAGAGCGAAAACUAAGCCGAAAAUGGACGUCUGCCCUCGGUCAUUUCGAGAUUUAAAUAAGGAGGAAAAGUCGCCAAAGAAGCCCAAAAAUAUUCCAAAUUACAAAGCUUAUCAUGACCAAUUUGAAAAGCAGUUGGAGGAACUGAAAAAUGAGUUUAUAUCUACUAGUCCUAGGCCAUUUAAAUUAAAAACUUCAAAAAGAGGAAAAAGGCACUAUAGAAAUUCUUCCGCAAGCAGUAAGAGCUCUUCUACAAGGACGCCAUCUUCUCUAGAUUUCCAAUCACUUAAUAGGUCCAACCUGGCUGCUGUUUUGAGAAUACAAUCAGCAAGGCAACGGUUGGAAAUGGAUAUGAUGAAGAAGUUGGAGGAAGCCAAACUGAAGGAAGAAGCAAGGUGGAGGGAGAAACUGAUGAGAAAGAAACCAGUAUGGCAGGCAUUGGCGUACAGCCAUGAAGAAGAUUUAGCCAUGAGGCUGCAGCUGAGGAAGGACGAGGAAAGGUUACGAAAUGAAGAGCAUAGGAUGAGAAUGGAGAUGAUGUUGGGUAGAGUCAAUCAGCAACCAACAUUGUUUGAAAGACAAAGUCAGGUCAAAUUUCCCAAAACUAGAGAAGAGUUAAUUAAGGAAUUGCACAGGGAGUAUGGACCGACAAAGAAUAGAAAGAUGAGUAUAAGUGACUUAUCGCUGGUAGAAAUGAAAGAUGAAGCCAUUCAAGCAUUCAUCGACGAAAAUUUUACAAGGAAGUCAUCUGAUGACACUGAUGGGAGCAAAGAGAGCGAAAAUUCAAUUGAAGAAAAAGAGAAAUGCGACUGUUUUAGUGAUGAAAAUGAUAAGUCUAACGAAUAA